CUCUCCCCUUUGAAUAUUCUCGAACCCCAGAACCUGAAACAACAUCUAUACCUAUCUACCAACUUGAUGAUCGCGAUCAACGGCUUGCUGUCACGCCCACCACACGCCCACCUCUCACGACCCUGAAAACCGCCUCCCCCUCACCAAGGUCCCGUCGUUUCCACUCGGUUCCGCCAACGUCGCCUCUUCUACCAAAUCUUUGAGACGUCAACUUUGAUACACCCAUCGACGACUGCCCGACGCCUCUCGAACAAGACCCCUCUAUCGAUUUCGUGAACUGUCUCCGCAGUCCCUCGUUUUCUUGCCUUCGAGACGCUCCGGGACAUAGACGGUUGCGCAAUUUGCGCUCGCUAUCCAGGCCCCGCCGAUACACGAUCCGGACUUUGAGAAGCCAUGGGCAAAUCGCAGUCCAAGCUGUCGCAAGACCAGCUCGUCGAGCUUCAGAAGUCGACUCACUUUGACAAGAAGGAGCUGCAGCAAUGGUACAAGGGUUUCCUCAAGGACUGCCCCUCUGGCACGCUCACCAAGGAGGAGUUCCAAAAGAUCUACCGACAAUUCUUCCCGUUUGGGGAUCCGAGCUCAUUCGCCGAUUAUGUAUUCAACGUGUUCGAUAGCGACAAGUCGGGCAACAUCGACUUUAAGGAAUUCAUCUGCGCGUUGAGUGUUACUAGCCGAGGCAAGAUGGAAGACAAGCUGGACUGGGCCUUCCAGCUGUACGACAUUGACGGCGACGGCAAGAUUAGCUACGAUGAGAUGCUCAAGAUUGUUGAGGCCAUCUACAAGAUGGUUGGGUCCAUGGUUAAACUCCCCGAAGACGAAGAUACCCCAGAAAAGCGAGUAAAGAAGAUCUUCCGCAUGAUGGACAAGGACGAGAACGGCAGCUUAGACAUGGAAGAGUUCAAGGAGGGAAGCAAGCGAGACGAGACGAUUGUCUCGGCGCUAUCCCUGUAUGACGGGCUGGUGUAGAAAGGCGGGAGAGGAGAAACGACAGACAAGAGACAAACAACCCACUCGCCCAGAAAGUAGAAAGAAGGUUGAAGCGGAAACAGCAUGAAAAGGAGGGCUGACUGACGGGAAACGCCAUGCUUGACUUGGCCUGGAGUGUGAGGAGCUUGUGUCUUUUUGCUUUCCUUGUUUAACUCCUAAGGGCACGUCCUCUUUUGUUUUUUUGUUUUUUUUUGCGAGUGAGGGUCUUGGAGAUGGUUCUAUGAUUACGGAAUAAAUCGUUCAUGUGUCUAAUG
This is a messenger RNA of Fusarium vanettenii 77-13-4, 1241 nucleotides long. RefSeq lists its product as uncharacterized. Gene Ontology annotation, molecular function: calcium ion binding. The transcript has 4 exons. Bases 394 to 966 code for a protein of 190 amino acids. Gene Ontology annotation, cellular component: membrane; intracellular membrane-bounded organelle; cytosol. NCBI's taxonomy places the organism in Eukaryota, Fungi, Ascomycota, Sordariomycetes, Hypocreales, Nectriaceae. The record is from RefSeq and is a predicted model, not a curated record.